Molecule: messenger RNA, 6198 nt
Organism: Labrus bergylta (ballan wrasse)
Lineage: Eukaryota; Metazoa; Chordata; Actinopteri; Labriformes; Labridae
Source: RefSeq, a predicted model, not a curated record
CGAGGUCAUUUGAAGCAGAGAGGAGCUUGAUUGAAGAGAGAAGUUCGAGUGACCCUUAUAGGUUGACUUCUAACCUUGACAUUGCAAGAAAUGAAGAGGGCACUACAGAAGUAAAAGUGAAUUUUCCACAAGAUUUGGAUUGUCUUAUAGCUGGCGAAAAUAUAAACAGCUCUACUUCUAAUACAAACUCUGAACAAGGGACAAUAAGAGAUCAUGAAAAUAUACAUAAUGCUGGGGAGGAUGGAACUGAAUUCAAAGACACUGGUUGUAAUUCAGCUACUAAGCAGGAUGAUCAAGAAAAGGAUGACCAGAGGGAUGCACAGGAAUCCGAGAUGUCAGACAACUCAGAGGGUGGUUUAUCAAGUAAAGUAGGUUUCAACACCGAUCAUUCAAAUCAAACCUCACCUGAUGGAAGGAUACUGACAAGGAGAAGAGAGCAAAAAGAAGUAUCUGCAGAACAAAGCUCAAGUGAGGAAGCGAAUGACUCAAGUGAUGAGACUGAGGAUGUGUUAGAAGGUCAGUCUGAUGGUUCAGAUCAAGGUCUAAAUGAGUCGGACACAAAGGUCAUUGCCAAAACACCGUUAAGACGUCGCAGGCAAACUGUGGAGAGGAAACAACCAACACGAUCCAGUUCAAGGACCUGUAAGAAAGUUCUUGAAACUAACACCAGCACAGAGAAUGAGGAGAAAAAAGAGUCCUGCAAGAAGCACUUCUGUUUAUAUUGCAAACAGGCUUUCACUCAGAUUGCAAAGCAUUUGGAAAGAAAACAUGCGGACGAAACUGAUGUGUCCCAUGCAAUACACUUUCCCAGAGGUUCCAAAGUCAGACAGACUUUGCUUGACCAAAUUCGUAAUAAAGGAGAUUACGAACAUAAUUGCAAAGUUCUCAAAAGUGGUGAGGGGGAAAUUGUUACAAAGAAACAGGUCAAAAAUCCUGGCGUAUCCGUCCGUGAUUACCUGCCUUGCCAGCACUGCUUUGCUUUUUAUCGCAAAACAGAUUUAUGGAGACAUGAAAGAUCAUGUAAGGCCAGAAAGGGAGAUCAGAAAUCCUCUGAAAACACAAAAAGAAGCAGUGUCCACAGCGCUGCCUCCAGGCUGCUUCCAAUGUCAGAAUUUUUGACUGGAGGUUGUGAGGAAAUCAUCCACAUCAUGCAUCAAGAUGACAUCUCAAGGCUUAUCCGAAAUGACCCUCUUAUUUGUAAAUAUGGCAAUGCUUUGUCUGCUAAGUAUGACCAUGACAAGUCUCAGUUUGCUUAUAUUGCCCAAAAGAUGAGGGAACUUGGCAGAUUUUUGCAAGCUGUAAUUGAGCUUGACCAGAGCGUGAAGUACUUGCAUGAAAUAUGUCAACCAUCCAGAUUUGAAUUAGCCAUUGAAGGAGCCAAAAAAGCGAGUGGUUUUGACCCCAGUUCUAGUAAGUUUAAAACAGUUUCCCUUGUCUCAAAGAUCGGCUAUUCCUUAAAACGAGCUGCAGAGAUAGCUUUUGGGGAAAGUCGAAUGACAGAGGACAGUGAAACUGAAAGUGAGGUGAAAAAGUUCAUACAGCUUCUUGAUACAAAAUGGAACGGCUGUUUCUCUCGCAAAGCUCUUGCAUUAUCACUAAAGCAAGAAGUCAAGAAGGUGGAAGUAGAUAAUUCAACCGUUACAGAAGAUUUGAUAAAACUCCACAGGUUUAUCACAGGGGAAGAAGACGAAGCCAGGAGGGAGCUGACAGACAGUCCUAGUUUGUCAACGUGGAAAAAGCUCAGUGAGGCUACUCUAGCAGAUGUAUGUCUGUUUAACAGAGGAAGGGUAGGGAAUAUUGGCAGAAUUCCCUUGCUAACUUACACUCACAGAAAGAGUAGGGACGCAUUUGUUCCCUCUGCAGAUCAAAUAAGAAGAAGCACAAAAUUGGAGCUGGAGCUUGGUGCCAGUUUUACAAGGUUGGAGCUAGAGGGUCAGUCUGGUAGGAACAUGCUGGUUCUGCUCACUGAAAGGAUGGUUUCAUCAAUCGAAUUAAUCAUUGCAAAUCGAGAACAAGCUGGUGUGGCAAAAACCAACCCAUACCUGUUUGCACGGACUGAAGGUCCAUCCUUUAUCAGAGGAUUGGAUUGUUUUCGAAGGGCUGCAAUGGAAUGUGGAGUUAAAAACCCAGAAGCACUCCUGUCCUCAUCAUUAAGAGAGCAAAUAGCCAGUUGCUGGCAGCUUAUGAGCCUCAGUGAAAGUGAAUUGGAUCAAGUGGCCAUGCUGGUCAAUAGGAGCAGCCAGGAGUGUUACAGGCUCUCAGAUGAUGCAUCACAGCUGGAGGAAGUAAGCAAACAGCUUCUCAAGCUGGAUCGAACACUGCCAUCAAGUCAGCCAAGCACUACAACAGAUGGAGUAAAAGAGGACUCUACUCUUCUUUCUAUCUUCUUAGGAACGGCACAAAAGCCUGCUUUGAAGAGAAGACCUUGGAGUGAGAAGGAGCAGGCAGCAGUGAAGAGUUACUUGAGUGAAUUCAUCACAACAAUGAAGGUUCCGGGCAAAAAGGAGUGCAAUGCUUGCAUAGCUGCUGAACCAGAUCUUUGUGGAAGGUCUUGGACAGAUGUCAAAAACUAUGUGCACAACACACUACAGACCGUACGGAGGAGAAAUAGGUCUGAAGGAAAUAUAAAUGAGAGUCCAAAAGCUGGAGGCCAAACACCAAAAACAGAUUUGGAAGACACAAACAUUUGUACUAUGACAACAGUGAAUCCAGAUCAUAUAAGAGAAAGUUCAGACUGUUGUAUGACGAUGUCGUCACCAACCAACUUGAGGGACUCAACAACACUGUACUCACAAGACUUGACUCAGAGUUAUGCAUCUUUGUGUUCUACUAGUACAAAUUUGGUCCAUUCGAGUCAACAAUUGAUUUCUUCUUUCACACCAUUGAAUGCUACUGAUACACAAGUGGUUCCUACAUUCACCCCACACAACACUACAAACCCAUUAAUGUCUCCGGCAUACACAUCAGAGAGCAUGAUCAUGCCAAUGUCUCCCUCUUAUGUACAGAAUAACACAAAUAUGCCACCCCCAUCUGUGUAUACGACACAAGACACUACAAAUUUACCUCUGAUUCCUAAUUAUAGCACCCUCAAUGCCCCAAGUACCUCAAUGAGUCCUUCUUAUACGUCAUUAAACACAGCAAGUGCACAAAUGAUCCCUGCAUUCUCAACAUUGACUGAUAGAAAUAGGCCUAUCGUUUCUUCCUUUACAGCUCUGAACCAUCCAAGUACACCAACUUACCUCACAACCCAACCUAGGGCUCCUACAACUGCACAGGUUGUCCCAACCAUCCAUAGACCCAAUGCUCCUGACAGAAUACCAGUGGUGCAGGACAGCACGGGAAAGUCCACUGCAGGUAAACGAGGCACUCCAGCUGUUAAGCCUCAGAAGAGAAAUAAGCGGUUGUGGAGUGAGGAGGAACAGGCGGCAGUGAGGCGUCAGUUUGGAGACUUUUGUAAACUGGUGAAAGUUCCAGGCAAAAAGGAUUGCGAUGCAUGCUUAGCUGCAGAACCAGCCUUGAACACAAGAACAUGGAGGGAAGUCAAAUACUAUGUACAUAACUCAAUUCAGUCCUUGAAAAGAAGAGGACAUCCAGUUGCCUCCAAACAAAGUGUAGGACCCGAACCAGAGACUCAAAAUCAAAAUCAAAAUGCAGAGUGGGAUGGUCCUGUUUAUCUUUCAUUGUAAAUAUUUGUAAUGGACUUGUUACAAACAAUAAGAGGUGAUACCUUAGUUGUGUAGGGACUGUGGCUAUACCAUACACAUUUAUAUGGGUCUUAGAAAUUCAGAAAAUGUGAAUUGCUAUCAAAUGUGUGGUCUGUGAACCAUGUUCUCUGUAUCCAUAUGGAUCUAAAACAAUAACAGACUGCCCUUUUAUCCUUUUAGUCACAAAAGUUUCUAAAUUAUUAAAAUCAAGGUUGACGACCAAGCUAUUGUUGAACUGUUGCAUGAAUAUACACUAAGUAGAUUGAACCAAGGAUGUUUGUAAUGUAGGUUUUUCUCCAGCCAGUCAGAUAAUCAUGUGUAAUGUGCUUAUGUCGCAUAGAGUAUGCAACACAGUCAGACAUGAAACCAUUUGUCAGUUCAUUGAAGGUUAUCAUUUAGAUAUUGUCAAACCACAUUUUGCCUUGAUUCCCCAAGAUUCAUUGGUGGUGGACAGUUACCAAUAUGGCUUCCAAAAGGAAAUUUGCAGUUUCAAACACAGUAUUUCUAAAAAUGGUGACAAUUGCUUGGAACCUUCCAUCCACUGUGAUCCAGGCAUUUUCCACCCUGUACUAAGCAAAGGUAGACUGUACAUUUCUAGAGGGACUUUUACUCUACUUCAAAACUGACUUGGACAUCAAUAUUUCUGCCUGUGCUGUUUUCAGUAGCAUUUUUACUAAUUUGAAUACAAGAAAAAAAAAAAAGAGAAAGCCUACCUGCAAAUCCUUGUAUCCAGUGCUACGUUAAAGAUGUGCUUUGACUUGAUUUUCAUAAUUCCCAAAUGCCUGGCCCAAGUGUACUAUGUUCUGCUUUAGCCAGUAGCCUAUAGAGUAGACAGCCCCUGAUAGCCUGCAGCAGUAAUGGCAUACUUCCCUUCUGAUAUCAGAGAAUUAGGAGCUCUGUUUAUAUACCUCUUUCCUUAACCUUAGAAACCUAUUUUUCUGUUGAGGAUCCUGUUUGAUAAAUGUUCAUUAUCUGCAUAUAUUUGUAUUUUCAUGUGUGUUUACAAGCUACCGAAAGGUUAAGUUGUAUUUUUUUUUAUCUCUAUACAGCAAGUGUGUAGAAUAUUUUAGUACUUUAUUGUAUUAUAUGUACUCUGUCUCUUAUGUUAAAAAAACAUAUUGCAUUAGUAUCACUUUAAUUUUUAUCAUCUGGAGUGUUGGACAAUUAUAUCCAGCCUCCUAGAUUCAGUUGCCUUAUUAUGUUGAUUAUUUGCUGUUUCACAUUUUAUCUGUCGAUAGUUUUUAUUUCAAAUUUGUCAAACACAUAGCAUAUUAACUACAACCAUGAUGUUGUGAGCACAACCACUUUUUGUGCUGAUUUUUUUUCACAAGUAAAUUGUACUACUCGUCAUGAUUCCUAAAAGUGAAAGUGACAUUGGUUUACACUUCUAGUCUUAAGAAAUGGACAGCGAUUGGUGAGCUCUUUGUUGAACCAGACUUAAAGCAUCGGCCUAAAGAAGCUACUUUUGGUUUCUGCCCCAUGGGUAAAAUGUUGAUCAAAUCCAGAUUAUUUUCUACUGUGAUAACUUAUAACUGAAGAUGAAGAUAUCUGAAAAUUAAACAUUUCAUUUGAAGUGCAAAUGUAGGGUUGUAUUGGUGAUACAAACCUUGUUGAGUGUUUAUACUGGAUUCUUAAGAAAGGGUUCAACCUGCACCAUUAGCAGCUGGUCACAUUUUAAAACAGUAGUCCUGGUUUACCAAAUGGAUUGUAUUUUUUUUGUUUAAGAAAAUAGGUGCUUAUACAGUGUUCAUUUUACAGUGGUUAUAAAAAUGUUUUGUGGACCAACUGUUGUUUGGUUGAGUUGAAUGACUGUAGACGCUACCACUUUUUUGUUUUGAUGUUGUGACCCAAUGGAUUGGAAGUUUUGGUUAAUCAAUCUUUAUUUAUAUAGCUCCAUUUUAUAACAAAUUUUAUCUCUGUGGUUAAGAGUUCUCCCUUGCUCUACUUGGGUUAUUUUUAUGGACAGAAGAUUUGGUGUCAUCCUCUGUAGCAGCUGUAUUGAACCUUUGUAGAGUAACCAGUGUUUCUCCAUUUCAUACCAAAGCCUUUAGUAUCUAACAUAAAUGAAACAAACCCUUCUAAAUAAACCCUGCGUGUGAGCAGGGCUGCAAACCCAGGUGAGUUUUCCUAUGCUAACCUUUUCACGGAGACAAUAGAAAAGUUUCCCUUUGUCACUUCCUUCCUUUUAAGAUGGAUAUUUCUGGGUUGCAGUUUAAACUGUAGUCAGUGUUACAACCAAGUUAAGCAUUUGUAAUCAGUCAAAGGUCUAGAAAUAAACAAUCUUUUAUACACUACAUUUGCUCUUUGGCGUCGCACAGCAGCUUUUUUUUCCCUGUACAGUAGAUCUCUUUCAUUCAUUGCUGUUGUAUAAGCACACAAUCCUUGUUACUCUUCAUCCUGUUGUGAUCAUGUUGCCUUCAGUUUAUCCUUCUUACUAAGAAUUGUAAGACACUUCUGCUUGUACAAUAAAUUGCUUCUUGGCUUAAAACUUGAA